AUGCCCAGCCCCGCCGCGAUGAUCUCCCCCGAGCAGCCGCCGCAGCCCAACCAUGUUGUCGCGACCAUCGAGAACCUGCCGGCGGAGGGCGGCGCCGGCGGCAGCAGCGGCAGGAGCAGCAUCUCCGCCUCCUCCUCCCCCGGCGUGCGCCAGCGGCUCCGGAAAGUGCUGAACAGGGAGCUCCUGCUGUCUGUGGCUCUUGGCCAGGUUUUGUCCCUUCUUAUCUGUGGCAUUGGCCUGACCAGCAAGUAUUUGUCAGAGGAUUUCCAUGCCAACACUCCUGUUUUCCAGAGCUUCCUCAAUUACAUCCUCCUGUUUUUGGUCUACACCACUACACUAGCUGUCAGACAAGGAGAAGAAAACUUAUUGGCAAUUUUGAAACGGAGAUGGUGGAAGUACAUGAUCCUGGGGAUAAUAGAUAUAGAAGCCAAUUACCUGGUAGUCAAAGCUUACCAAUACACCACUCUUACUAGUGUACAGCUCCUAGAUUGUUUUGUUAUCCCAGUGGUGAUAUUACUGUCCUGGUUCUUCCUGCUGGUCCGAUACAAGGCAGUUCAUUUCAUUGGAAUUGUGGUCUGCAUUCUGGGCAUGGGCUGUAUGGCAGGAGCAGACGUCCUUGUCGGGAGACAACAAGGAGCAGGUGAAAAUAAGCUGAUAGGGGAUCUCUUAGUACUAGGUGGAGCAACACUCUACGGCAUCUCCAAUGUUUGUGAGGAGUACAUUGUCCGAAACAUGAGUCGGGUGGAGUUCUUGGGCAUGAUUGGGCUGUUUGGCUCCUUCUUCAGUGGAAUUCAGCUUGCAAUAAUGGAACACAAGGAGUUGUUAAAAGUUCCCUGGGAUUGGCAAAUAGGGCUGCUGUAUGUUGGCUUUAGUGCCUGUAUGUUUGGCCUCUACAGCUUCAUGCCAGUGGUCAUUAAGAAAACCAGCGCUACUGCAGUCAACCUCUCCCUGCUCACAGCAGACCUGUACAGCCUAUUCUGUGGAUUAUUCCUCUUUAACUACAAGUUUUCAGGACUUUAUCUGCUGUCAUUCUUCACUAUCCUUGUUGGGCUGGUGCUGUACUCCUCCACCUCUACAUACGUAGCCCAGGAUCCACGGGUGUAUAAGCAGUUUCGAAACCCUUCAGGACCUGUUGUAGACUUGCCAGCAACCGGACAGCUGGAACCUUCAGUAACGUAUACCAGUCUAGGCCAGGAGACAGAAGAGGAGCCUCACAUCAGAGUUGCCUAA
Molecule: messenger RNA, 1230 nt
Organism: Emys orbicularis (European pond turtle)
Lineage: Eukaryota; Metazoa; Chordata; Testudines; Emydidae
Gene: SLC35F1
Product: solute carrier family 35 member F1
Exons: 8
Coding region: 1-1230 (409 amino acids)
Biological process (GO): transmembrane transport
Cellular component (GO): membrane
Molecular function (GO): transmembrane transporter activity
Source: RefSeq, a predicted model, not a curated record